Messenger RNA from Cetraspora pellucida, 345 nucleotides. NCBI's taxonomy places the organism in Eukaryota, Fungi, Glomeromycota, Glomeromycetes, Diversisporales, Gigasporaceae. The record is from the annotation of a GenBank genome assembly.
AUGAUGAAGCACUUAGUGAUAUUUUAGAAAGACCUAAUAUAAAAAAAACAACUCUCACUGAAUGGUUUAUAGCAAAUAAUGAUCCUACUUAUAGACAUUUAGCUAGAAAACUUACUUAUCCUAACUUCCCUACUAAGUUCAUCUGGAACUCAAAAUUAAAGAAAUGGCAACUUCGGAAAAAAGGAGGUAGUAUUGGUCGUAUAUAUUUCGUACAACCUACAGCUGGAGAAAAGUACUUUCUUCGCAUGCUACUUAAUAUUAGGAAAGGGAUUACUUCUUUUGAACACCUUCGUACAGUAAAUAAUAUUACAUAUAAUACUUUUAAAGAAACUUGCGAUGCAUUAG